AUGGUUUUAUUAGUUUUAACUGAACGUAUCCGCCACGCAAUAUACCAAGCUAUACAAUCCCCUGAUUUUGAUGACUCUGCAAAACAAAGACUUAAAAAUUAUCUUAAGUCUAGUGCUUGCAUUCCUCUUGAUCUCGUUAAAGAGGUUUCAAAAUUCUUGGUUACUCGUGAUGGAAAACUUGGAAAAGAAAUUGCCACAACUGUUUCAAACAUUGUUUCAAACAUUCCUGAAUUACUUGCCCGACUGGAAAAAAUUCUUGCUGAACAAGCUAAUAAAGAAUAUGCUCGUAUGGUUGGACGUGUUGCUUCCUCUUAUGAUGUAGAAACUUUUAAACUCUUGGAUACCGAAGAAUUCCAAAGUAUCCGUGGUCAACUCACUGCUAUAAUUAACAUUACCUUCACUGUCGUUGCUGUAUUUGCUGCUGUGUAUCACGUUGCACAAACUAUCACCGGUGACACUGGAAUGCGUGUAUUACUUGCAUUCACUGGAAGCAUUAUCGUUGGAGUUGCCGAAACAUUUUUAUAUAUGCGUUAUCUUGCCGGUUUCGACAAAAAUGACCCUAAAAAAGAACGUAAACAACGUCGAAGAUCUUCAAGUCCACAAAAAAUUGUUUAUUAUUCUACUCAUCAACAUCCUCAUUUUCCUAAAUCAAGAUUGACUAAAACAUCAUAA
This is a messenger RNA of Cetraspora pellucida, 672 nucleotides long. The record is from the annotation of a GenBank genome assembly. NCBI's taxonomy places the organism in Eukaryota, Fungi, Glomeromycota, Glomeromycetes, Diversisporales, Gigasporaceae.